Penicillium manginii is the source of this 1296-nucleotide messenger RNA. Its product is annotated as DUF2841 domain-containing protein. Lineage: Eukaryota; Fungi; Ascomycota; Eurotiomycetes; Eurotiales; Aspergillaceae. The record is from RefSeq and is a predicted model, not a curated record. Bases 1 to 1296 code for a protein of 431 amino acids. The transcript is spliced from 5 exons.
AUGGGUACCAAAAGAACUCACCUGGAGCUCGGAGAGAUGGAACGGCGUCAUUCAGAUACCUCCGUGCCCCAGUCAAACCACACCUUGCAAUAUCUAAAUGCUCUUCAUCCGCAUUAUGCCAUUAUCUAUCUCGAUCAGCAUGGAAAGCCUCGCAUCGAAUCUUCCUCCUCCUAUGCCGAAUCAUCGGCCUCUUCCGCUAGCGAUAACAUCUUCAUCCGACCCGAUGUGACAGAGCAAUUCAUGAAAAUAAUUCCACCAAAUCUUCAAUCGAUGCCAUAUACACCGAACCCGAACCAAGGAUCCAUUUCACCAUGGAGUGCUCAACCUAACUCUGGCUGGAUGAAUGCUGGCCCUGUGAGACCCGCAGAAAUGAUUCCUUGCGAAUGGCAAUCUAGCCAAAGCCGACGAAAGCGACAACGCCCUACGGCAAGAGAUCUUCCAAAAUCCAUUUCCCCCCCACCGACAGCGGCACCGUGUCGAACAGUCCUCCGAGUGGGUGAUCGGGAUACCCUGCGAAGUUAUUAUACGAAGGCAUUUGAGGAUUUCCAGCAGCUGAAUUGUCGUGCCAUUGCAAAGUCAUACGUCAAGCUGGUCGAGCCCCGAAAACAGGUGCAUUUUCCAUACAAUGGACGCAAAAUGAUCGCAGGGGUAUCGCAACGCGUCGAUCCGGAAAUGACAAAGCCUGGUUGGUGGCCCGAAGGCGUAUGCCACAAAGAACCGGACCACCUCCUCAAGACUCCUCGCCUUAAACUAUUAGUCCAUAUCCUCUGUGAGCUUAAAGACAGCCAUGGAAUAACAGCAGAAAAGCUUUGUGAAGCUGGCCAGGAUGUACGACGACAGAUUACCCCAGCUAGCAGGCUCGAAGUACUGGACGAAAUUUAUUUCGUGCGUCAAAUGGAGGAGCAAUUCAUUGACGGAGAGCUUGAUGCGAACACAUCGAUUCAGGUGUUCCAUACUCAACUCGCAGAGCCUGACAACCAGGAUAGCGAGAGGGCGUCAUCAAAUCACGUUAAUCGGAGUACUGCAUCGGACCGGCAAGCGGUGCCUCUCUCGCCGGCUACUAGUGAUUCUAGUGGUCCACGCAGUCCAACAAAUACCAGUUUCAAUGCAUACCCCGUCAAUUUGGGCCGCACGGAAAUCACCCACGAACCCCACACCGAGCAUAAACCAUUACUACAAACACCGAAUUACCUGCCGGGGUAUUACCCACAGCACUUUGUUCCUACCGACAAACCUUCGACCGAAUACUGGCCGAAUGUCCCUCCCAUGCCGGAUGUAUCUCAGUACGGUUACUGA